AUGACUCCAGAGGACCAGCUCUACAGACGGAUGCAAGUCAAGGUCUUGUAUUCCUUCGACAACAGUCCGACGGUGUUCUUGUCCCGGUCGAAGAACCAGUAUUCUGUUAAGGUUGCUCAAAUUCCAAUGCUGCUGGCCACUGACGAAGAGAGUCUAGUUACCUUGGGUGCCUUUGACCUUAAGAAUUGCGUUCAGCAGAUUCUUAAAUCGUCUCCGGAGCACUUUCGCCUUCAGGACCAGGACUACGCGGUCUACUAUAAAGAUAUCACUGAGCAGCCAGACGAGCCGUUCGUGGCUAAUGGUGUCAUGUCUUCAUUGCUCUCUUCUGGCAAACAGCAUCUUGUUCCUGGCAGAGUGUGCCAGAACUUGUCCGCGUCUUUCUUGUUUGGUGAUAAGGCCAAUUCCUCGUCGUUGACUUUGGAAAUCCGCCUUAAGCUCAACUUGAUUGAUAGAAAUCCAGAAGAGCAACAACAACAGCAUCCUCACAAUACCGAGAAGAUAAAGCAGAGCUCACAAGCGUCUCCGCCAACUUCAUCGUCCUUUGCACAACCUUCACAACCGCCUAUGAGAAGAAGCAGACCUGUCAAGCAGGCAAUGGCAUCGUCUUCUUCUUCUGCAAUCAAGGCUACGCGAACCAAGUCUCUUCCGAUUUUUUACCAUCCCCCUAAUCAGCAUAUUUCCAACAUUAUCAACGCAGACAAGUCUAAUGUGGCAUCUCGUUACGAUAGUAAAAGCAUUCUGGAACGGUUCAGCCUGGCUCCUUUCAUGCUGGCCAAGAUCAUCGAUAAGCCAGCCAGAAAAAGACGGCGUUCUAACGUACCAUUGACUCCUACUGUUCAGACACCAGUGGAUAAUGGCUUACAGCCUAUGAGAGCCAUGAAGACUCGUUCAAUGGUUAGCAAUACUUUCCCUUCGCAUUCUAUGAUCUCCUCACCAAUCCACGAGGAACUCAUGUCUGAGGCUUCAGACGACACAGAAUACCAGGACAACAGCCGACCUAUCGAUGAAGAUGAAGAAGACGAGGAUGACUACAAUUCCCAAAACGAUGCAUCGUCAUCUCCGUUCACGCCACAACAACCUCCUUACAAGCCUGGUCAUCUGGAUAAAAAGCAUAAUUCUAAUUCGAUAAUACCGCAUAGCGACCAUUCACAAUUCCAGUCAUUACCAGAUACUGAAGAUCUAGAUAGCAAGAAGACGCAUACUAUUCCAAGCACGAAAUUGCCACACGAUCAUGAUCUCAUUUGCAUUAAUAGGAACUGCGCUGCCAAUGACUCCAUCACUUGGAGGUACUUUGAGACGAAGUUCCACCCCAGCUAUUUGAAUAUUCAGCGUGCUGAAAAGUUCGACAAGUCGCUUUAUGAUGGUAUGUUUGGUCCAUUGUGUAACGCUUGCUAUCUCUUCUUAAGAAAUAAGGGUUUCAUGCGUCCUGAGGCGGUGGUGAAGAAAUACUUGCAGCAACAAAAGUACAAGAAAGAACUCAAGCUUAAAGAGGACCUUGCAACUCGCGACAAGUCUUCACCUUUUACUGGUGCCAUGAUGGAUCUUCACAAGUUUCCAACUCCUACUCACGCUCCUUCCACUGUUAAUGAGUUCAUCAGAAACCAGAAUACUAAAAGCAACGCCGGAGUUAAUUUAAGCAAGCAACCCACUCCACAGGCUAGUGGACGCACACCAACUGAUGUAUCUGAUUACCAAGAUCUCAAUGAUUUCAUGAAUCAAUUAAAUUCUUUCGGAGGCCCACUUACUGAUAUCGAUCUCCCUCAGGACUUCCAGUCCAACAGAAAAGAAAACACACCACCAGCCAUGGCUACAAAGUCUAAUACUCGUGUGAUCAAUUUGUAUGAGGAUGAAGAGGAUAAAGAAAAUCAGCCUCCUAACGUGGAGGACGACUUGCAUGACUUCGAUCAAAUGAUUAUGAAAUCCUUUAGUCUGCGUUCUAGUCCUGACCAGCAAGACUGGUCCCAGUUCUUCGGUGAACCCACGCCAAAGGAUGCCAACACGCCUGGUGCUGUUCAGCUGCGUACCCCAUUAGCAGAUGGGACAAAAGGAAUGAAUACUGCCAAAAGAUCACCUGCCAAGCUUGAUGGUCAGAAAGCCGCUGUUGUCAACAUGCCAUCGUCUCCCCUUCUUUCAAGCUACGAUGACUUGACUAGCAAAAAUAGGGAUCUAUCAAACAAGCAUUCGUCUCCUAGUACCACUGCAAUGAGAAAUGAUACAACCAUGUCAUAUGUCCAAGGAUCCAAAUCGAGUCCACACAGUGAGAUAGGCACGAUUGAUGAAAAGCCUAGUCUUCAGGGUGUAUAA
Candidozyma haemuli is the source of this 2304-nucleotide messenger RNA. RefSeq lists its product as uncharacterized. Gene Ontology annotation, molecular function: zinc ion binding; sequence-specific DNA binding. The transcript has a single exon. Gene Ontology annotation, biological process: silent mating-type cassette heterochromatin formation; rDNA heterochromatin formation; regulation of transcription by RNA polymerase II. The record is from RefSeq and is a predicted model, not a curated record. Bases 1 to 2304 code for a protein of 767 amino acids. NCBI's taxonomy places the organism in Eukaryota, Fungi, Ascomycota, Pichiomycetes, Serinales, Metschnikowiaceae.